Pyricularia pennisetigena is the source of this 1803-nucleotide messenger RNA. RefSeq lists its product as uncharacterized. The record is from RefSeq and is a predicted model, not a curated record. The transcript is spliced from 3 exons. The coding region runs from base 1 to 1803 and encodes 600 amino acids. NCBI's taxonomy places the organism in Eukaryota, Fungi, Ascomycota, Sordariomycetes, Magnaporthales, Pyriculariaceae.
AUGGCGUCCCCGCCCGCGCCGUCCACCCGGGCAGGCGCGGCCGAUCCGAUCCUGCGCAACACGCUGCGGUACACGGUUUCGGCGCGCGAGUAUGCGACGCUGCACAAGUACAUCAUCUCGAGGUCCCGGGUGUUGAGGCGGAACGCUCCUGCCGUCGAGACCGUUGCGCGCAUGGUCAAUGGCCCGGCGUCGGGCAAGACCACGGCCAGAGUCGAGGGAGGAAGCAGGAAGGGCGAGACCAGAGGUUCGGACAAGAACAAGGCGGACAAGGAGGUCGUGGACCCUCUGGCGCCGGUUAAUGACUACAAUGUGCGGGCAGUGAGGCACUCGAUCCGCGUCUUCGUGGCAACGAGCAUCGCCAUGAAAGCCUGGGGGAUGAUCGCCAAGAGGUUGAUGGGUGCAAAGAUGGACCCGGCACAGGGCUCCAAGAAGGAACCUCUCUACAAAUCACCCACCUUCCGCCUUUCCCUCUCCCUCAGCACAAUCCUCCUCCUCUAUCGCCUCCUCUUCCGCUUCUUCACCCGGCUGCGCCUGCAGCUCCUUGACCCGUCGGCCGAGCCCUUCCGGCGCCGCAACCCGCGGACGGCAGGAACGCUCACCAGCCCCUACGCGCCGGCGAUUGGCGCCUCCCUAGCCGGUCUGGCUCUGGGCAUCUACCCGGCGCAGCAGCUGCGCCUAUCGGUGGCCAUCUACGCCCUGUUCCGCGCGCUAGAGUUUGGCUGGAACUGCGCCGAGGAGGGCGGCAUGAUCUGGGGGUGGGAAAAGGACCCGCGUGGCGGCCCAGCGAGGAAGCGGGAGAGGCCCUGGUGGUGGGGCAGCUGGAUGCUGCAGCCGUUUGCGUUUGGGCAGUUGCUGCACGCCUCCGUCUUUGACAGGGACUGCUUCCCUGCUGCCUAUGGCGAUUUUAUUUUCAAGCGGUCCGACGUUUACAUACAACGGCGGCCCGAGCAGUAUCCGAGGAACUUGACGUGGCCUGGGACGUAUGAUAUUGUGGAUAGUUUGGCCAAAAUGGCGAAGCUCGGCUGGCCACCCAUCGUCUCCCCGACUCUUUUCCCAGACAAGCAAAACACCCUACCUGAGGGCCUUGAAGCCAUCGCACCAAUCACGAACCGCGCACACCCACUCAUCACGGCUCUUUCGUGCGCCACCCUCCACCCUCAGGACCCAUCAUGCGCUCGCACAUUCUUGACCUUUUGGCUGAGGUCAUUCCCGCCCAUGGCGCGCUUCUUCCUCGCCAUGUACGCGGUGCUAGCGCUCCCACGCUUCCGCAAGCUCUACGACGCACCGGCGCGCGUCCUGCGCGGCCUUGUGACGUCGGCACUUUCGACGUCGACGUUCCUGACUGGCGCCAUUAGUACAGCCUGGGCCAGCAUUUGCUUCAUGCAGGCGUGGCUACCGAGAGGCGCACUGGCGACGCAGCGCUUCUUCCUCGGUGGGUUCGCGGCCGGGUUCUGGGCCUGGGUGGAGCGGAGGAGGGGCCGAGGCAUCUUCCUGUACAGCGCCCGGGCGAGCGUCGACAGUCUCUGGAAGGUCGGCGUCAAGAGGAGGUGGUGGCGCGCCAUGAAGGGCGGCGACGUCUGGGUGUUUGUGCUGGCCGUCAUGUUGACUGGUAUCGUGUAUGAGCGCGACCCGGCGGCUAUUAAAGAGGCCGGCUGGCGCAGAGGUGUGAGCUGGGUGAGGGGUGAGGGGUUCAGGGACUGGGCCAUCGAAGAGGAUGAGGAAGAGAGUGGCGAGGAGGAGGAGUUGGAGGUCCAGGUCGCAUUGGAGGACAGCCAGGUGGUUCUGGUUGAGAAGGAGAACUAA